CGGCAGCGUCUUUGCAGGGGCCAGCUUGGCUACACUACAGCAGGGUCUGCAGGCUGAUAAAACACAAGAUCUCUGGCGGUAGCUCUUGUGGAUGGUUUUCCCUUGCGAAAUUCCUAACCAGGGUUCCCAGUUUGCCAGUCUCUGCUUGCCCGGAUCUCAGAAGAGUGUUCCCAGUGUGCUAGUCCCCACUCCUUGCUUGCCGACCUCUGCUGAGACCCGCUGUGGACAACCCAGGGAUCUUCUCUGUCCAGUGGACUUCUCCAGACAAGCUCUGUGUAUACAGCUCCCAGCACAGCAUCCCAGUCCUGGCUGCACCACAAAAGAAGUUAACCUCCGUGACCACAGGAGGGAGCCACCCCUCCAUCCCCAAAGAACGCACAAAGCUCUGGGAGUCGCUCUAGGGGAUCUCUACAACCCCAUGAGUCUUCCCUCCACCCCAGAUGACUUUGGAGACCUGCAGAUCAUCAGGUCUAUACAUCUCUCAACUUCAACUGUAAAGAGAGUUCAAGGUAUUCAUUACAGGACUUCUGAGCCCCAUGCAAACCAAGGAGAACAACGGGGCAUCUGUUCUACACGUACCUUAUUAUUUCGUAGCAGUGAAGCUGAUGGGAAGCAAGGCGAUAGACCACUUAGGGAACCUGCAGCGGUGCCUGACUCCAGUGGACUAUGCAGCCCAGCAGCUCCCCAGCCCAAACGCUACAAAGGAAAAUAACUUGCCUCUCAGAGCAACCCUUAAACAAUUCCAGGGGACAGAAAUUCUCAUUGUCACUCAAUAAAAACUGUGUAAAUAAGGAAAGUCACCAACACCUGGUUUGAGAGCAA
Molecule: messenger RNA, 822 nt
Organism: Artibeus jamaicensis (Jamaican fruit-eating bat)
Lineage: Eukaryota; Metazoa; Chordata; Mammalia; Chiroptera; Phyllostomidae
Exons: 3
Coding region: 92-712 (206 amino acids)
Source: RefSeq, a predicted model, not a curated record